AUGCACCGUCGCCUCCUAGUGUCUGGUCUUCCCAGGUCUCUGCCUCCCCUUCCUGCCUCGCCUGCCCCACCCUGCCUUCCUUGUGUCGAGGGGCAGCAGCGCGCCGCUCCUCACUCCUCCUCGUUUCCCCCAAUAGGGGCUCCUCUGCAGACCCUCCACCUGGACGUGUGGGGCCCAGCCCGUGUCCGUGGACAGGGCAGUGAGCGAUACUUUCUGCUGGUUGUCGACGACUACUCGCGUUACACCACGGUCUUCCCCUUGCGCACCAAGGGUGAGGUCCCUGCUGUCCUGAUCCCUUGGAUCCGAGCAGUUCGUCUCCAGCUCCGCCGCAGGUUCCGUACGGACCUUCCUGUCCUGCGUCUGCACUCUGACAGAGGUGGUGAGUUCACCUCCGACCUCUUGCAGGCCUUCUGUCAGGGGGAGGGCAUCGAGCAGUCGUUCACGCUUCCGGGCUCACCGCAGCAAAAUGGGGUUGCUGAGCGCCGCAUUGGCUUGGUCAUGGAGAUCGCUCGUACCUCCUUGAUCCAUGCGGCGGCUCCCCAUUUUCUGUGGCCGUUUGCGGUCCGGUAUGCCGCGCAUCAGCUCAACCUCUGGCCCCGUGUCUCCUUGCCGGACACCUCGCCCACACUGCGUUGGACGAGGGAGGUUGGCGAUGCGUCGCGCUUCCGGGUCUGGGGUGCUCGUGCCCUUGUCCGCGAUACGUCCACGGACAAGCUCUCCUCCCGCACCAUUCCCUGUGUCUUCCUUGGCUUUGUCCCUGACGCGCCUAGCUGGCAGUUUUACCACCCCACCUCGCGCCGUGUCUUCCCCUCUCAGGACGUCACCUUUGACGAGUCGGUUCCUUUCUACCGUCUCUUCCCCUACCGCACUGCCCCUCUCCCUCCCCCGCCGCUUUUCCUCGCUCCAGGUCCCCCUCCGGUAGACCCCCUCCCCCCUCAGGGUCCUGCUCCUUCAGGUGUGUCUCAGGUAGACCCACUCCCCUUGGCUGAGCCUUUGGAGGUCACUUCUGACACCUUUGGCCUAGCUGAGGGGGGUGACGUUGCUGCUGACGCCCCGGCGGCCUACCGCCGCACACCACGCUUGGAGACCCCUCCGGGUUUCCCGCCGCGACCGUCUUCGCCGCCUCUGCAGCCGGUUACUGUUGACUCUGGUGCUGCUGGGGGUGGUGCUACUCGGGGUGCUGCGUCUGGGGGUGCUGAGCCUGUACAUGAGGUGCUGGGGGGUGUGGAGCCUGGGUGUGCUGAGCCUACGAGUGCGGAGCCUGAGGGUGCUGAGCUGGAGGGUGCCGGGUCGGGGGGUGCUGAGUCAGCUGGCGUUCCUCCGGGUCUCGUUUCCCGGCAGGGACCUCUCUCACUUCAGCAGCUACGAGAGUGGCUUGCGUGGCGUACCCGCCUGAGGCAUCGUGUUGCUGGAGUUGGAGGUCCUGCUGCUCGAGGUACGGCUGCUCGAGGUGUUGCGGUUGGAGCUGCUGGUGCUGCUCGUCGUGGAGGCGCUGGGAGUGCUGGUGUUUCUGGUUCUGGAGGUGCUCGUACCGGAGGUACUGGAGCUGCCAGGACUGGUGGUGCUGCUGGUGCUGGUGGUGCUAAAUCUGGGGGUACUGCUACUUGUGGUGUUAGUGUUCGAGGCACUGGAGCUGGAGACAGUGGUGCUGGAGGUGCUGGCCCUGGAGGUACUAGCACAGGGGGUUCCGAGUCUGCUGGUGCUGAGCCUAGGGGUGCUGAGUCUGCUGGAGGUCCUCCUGGUGCCGCGUCGCAGCGGUCACCUCUCUCGCCGCAGCAGCUGCGCGAGUGGCUUGCUUCGCGCACCCGCCUUCGGAGUCGCGCUGCUGGAGCUGGUGACGCUACUGCUGGAGGUGCCGGAGCUGGGGGCACUGGAGCUGGAGGCCCUAGAGCCGGUGUUGUCGACCCUGUAGCUGGAGACCCUGGAGCUGGAGGUGCCGGUUCUGGGGGUGCUGCUGCUGGAGGUACUGGGGCUGGAGACCCUGGAGCUGGAGGUGCCGGUUCUGGGGGUGCUGCUGCUGGUGGUGCUGGAGCUGGAGACCCUGGAGCUGGAGGUGCCGGUUCUGGGGGUGCUGCUGCUGGAGGUACUGGGGCUGGAGACCCUGGAGCUGGAGGUGCCGGUUCUGGGGGUGCUGCUGCUGGUGGUGCUGGAGCUGGUGGUGCUGGCGUUGGGGGCGCUGGCGCUGGAGGUUCUAGAGCUGCUGGAGGCGCUGGAGCUACUGGUGCUGGUGGCACUGCUCAGCCGCGGCUGUUCUUCGCUCCACCGUCACUGUCGUCUCUACCACCGCCCGACUCCGGGCUUCGCCAGGUUCUUAGCCUCCCGUCUUCUACUGGCCUCCUGUUACAGCCAGGCUCCACACUGCCUGCUCCUCCUCCUUACACUGAGCAGACAGACUCGCUUACAGAGCGUCGUGAGCCUGCGUCUCGUCUUGCCUCGCCUGUUCGCACUAGUCGCACUAGUCGUCGUGUUCCUCGUGAGCGUCCGCCUCCUGUCCCUGGCACGCACACUAUGGCACUUCGUCCUUCCUCUGUUCCACAGCGUGUUCCCCUGCCGUCUCCUCCUGAGUCCUCUCUUCCGCACGUUCCGGACCCUGAGUCUGACCUGGUUCGUGCUGCUCACCCUACUGUCACGCGUCUGUUAGCUACUGUUGUCACUGACCCGUCGUUUGAGUCUGCUGUUGCGUCUGCCUUAGUCUCUGAGCUUGUUGACUUUGCUGCUGCUUGUCAUCUCGACUACGCUACUAGUCUAGUUGCUGAGUCUGAGUUUGUCUGUCCUCCGUCCGUCGGUGGUGAGUGUGCUCUUGGCACGACCGUCCUUGAGAACACGCAGGAGGACUUUGAGUGUCUUGCGGCUGCUGUACCUCAUCUCGUGGCCAUGCUGCUUGCCCCUGAGGGAGACCCGGAUGCACCAGACAUCCCAACCCCGCGCUCUUACGCAGAGGCGAUUACGGGUCCCUACUCCUCUCAGUGGCAGACAGCCAUGGACGCAGAGGUGGCAUCCUGGAAGUCCACAGGCACUUACGUCGAUGAGGUUCCCCCUCCUGGGGCGAACAUCGUCGAUGGCAUGUGGAUUUUCAGGGUGAAGCGGCCGCCGGGUUCUUCGCCUGUCUUCAAGGCUCGUUACGUUGCACGAGGCUUCAGUCAGUGA
Closterium sp. Yama58-4 is the source of this 3147-nucleotide messenger RNA. The record is from the annotation of a GenBank genome assembly. NCBI's taxonomy places the organism in Eukaryota, Viridiplantae, Streptophyta, Zygnematophyceae, Desmidiales, Closteriaceae.